UGAAACGAGUAGGCAUUUACUACAGUGGCCAUAUAAAGCAGCGUAAAUUUGGUUUGUAAUUCGUGGUGGGAGAGAGACUCCGUCGCCGAGUACUGUCAUUCAUACGUCUAGCCACAAUCCGCAUCAAAGCAAGGUUCUUCAGCAUAUCGCUGAUUUGCGCCCACGCCCCGACGGAAGCGAAGGACGAUGUUAUCAAAGAAGCCUUUUAUGAGUGCUUGGAGCGCACUUAUGAAGGCUGCCCCCGCCACUAUGUCAAAAUCGUGCUUGGCGACUUUAACGCCAGGGUGGGCAAAGAAGGUAUCUUUGGCACUACGGUCGGUAAAUUCAGCCUCCACGAGGAAACAUCCCCAAAUGGGUUGAGGCUGAUCGACUUCGCCGGGGCCCGAAAUAUGGGCGAAAAAAUUCAUCAAGCUACCUGGCUGUCUCCGGAUCGAAAAACUACCAACCAGAUCGAUCAUGUUGUGAUAGACGGAAGACAUGUCUCCAGUGCGUGCGCUCCGAGGUCCUAACAUCGACUCGGACCACUAUCUUGUUGCAGCCAAGAUUCGCACCCGUCUCUGUGCAGCAAAAAACGCACGCCAACAAACACAAGGAAGGUUCGACGUCGAAAAGCUGCAAUCACAACAGACUGCAGAACGAUUUUCUACUCGGCUUGCACUCCUGCUUUCUGAGAGCACUCAUCAACAACUCGGUAUAAGGGAACUGUGGGACGGCAUUUCAAACUCCUUACGUACAGCUGCAUCCGAAACCCUUGGUUUUCGGAAAGUGCAAAAGAACAACUGGUACGACGAGGAGUGCCGCGCCGCAGCGGAGAGAAAACAGGCUGCCUACCUCGCAACGUUACGAUCGACCACAACACGUGCGGGAUGGGAUAGAUACCGAGAAUUGAAGAAGGAAGCGAGACGCAUCUGCAGACAGAAAAAGAAAGAGGCCGAAAUGCGUGAGUAUGAAGAGCUUGAUAAGCUGGCCGACAGGGGUAAUGCUCGAAAAUUCUACGAAAAAAUGCGGCGGCUUACAGAAGGUUUCAAGACCGGAGCAUACUCUUGUAGAACCCCCAAAGGUGAUCUAGUCACUGAUGCCCAGAGUAUACUUAAAUUAUGGAGGGAACACUUCUCCAGCCUGCUGAAUGGCAGUGAACGCACAACACCAGGAGAAGGAGAACCCGAUUCCCCAAUCGAUGACGAUGGAGCAGACGUACCAUUACCCGACCAUGAAGAAGUUCGAGUAGCAAUUGCCCGCCUGAAGAACAACAAAGCGGCAGGGGCCGACGGAUUGCCGGCCGAGCUAUUCAAACACGGCGGCGAAGAACUGAUAAGGAGCAUGCAUCAGCUUCUUUGUAAAAUAUGGUCGGACGAAAGCAUGCCCAACGAUUGGAAUUUAAGUGUGCUAUGCCCAAUCCAUAAAAAAGGUGACCCCACAAUCUGCGCCAACUACCGUGGGAUUAGCCUCCUCAACAUCGCAUAUAAGGUUCUAUCGAGCGUAUUGUGUGAAAGAUUAAAGCCCACCGUCAACAAACUGAUUGGACCUUAUUAGUGUGGCUUCAGACCUGGAAAAUCAACAACAACCGACCAGAUAUUCACCAUGCGCCAAAUCUUGGAAAAGACCCGUGAAAGGAGAAUCGACACACACCACCUCUUCGUCGAUUUCAAAGCUGCUUUCGACAGCACGAAAAGGAGCUGCCUUUAUGCCGCGAUGUCUGAAUUUGGUAUCCCCGCAAAAGUAAUACGGCUAUGUAAACUGACGUUGAGCAACACUAAAAGCUCCGUCAGGAUCUUGAAGGACCUCUCCGAGCCGUUCGAUACCAAACGAGGUUUCAGACAAGGCGACUCCCUAUCGUGCGACUUCUUCAACCUGCUUCUGGAGAAAAUAGUACGAGCUGCAGAACUAAACAGAGAAGGUACCAUCUUCUAUAAGAGUGUACAGCUGCUGGCGUAUGCCGACGAUAUUGAUAUCAUCGGCCUCAACACCCGCGCCGUUAGUUCUGCUUUCUCCAGGCUGGACAAGGAAGCACAGAAAAUGGGUCUGGCAGUAAACGAGGGCAAGACGAAAUAUCUCCUGUCAUCAAACAAACAGACGUCGCACUCGCGACUUGGCUCUCACGUCACUGUUGACAGUCAUAACUUUGAAGUCGUAGAUAAUUUCGUCUAUCUUGGAACCAGCGUAGACACCACCAACAAUGUCAGCCUAGAAAUCCAACGCAGGAUAACUCUUGCCAACAGGUGCUACUUCGGACUGAGUAGGCAAUUGAAAAGUAAAGUCCUCUCUCGACGAACAAAAGCCAAGCUCUAUAAGUCGCUCAUAAUUCCCGUCCGGCUAUAUAGUGCAGAGGCUUGGACGUUGUCAACAACUGAUGAGUCGACGUUGCGAGUUUUCGAGAAAAAAGUUCUGCGAAAGAUUUAUGGUCCUUUGCGCAUUGGCCACGGCGAAUAUCGCAUUCGAUGGAAAGAUGAGCUGUACGAGAUAUACGACGACAUUGACAUAGUUCAAAACACUCCAGCUCUGAAAGUAUUCGACGCUGUACCCGCCGGGGGAAGCAGAGGAAGAGGAAGACCUCCACUCCGUUGGAAGGACCAAGUGGAGAAGGACCUGGCUACGCUUGGAAUAUCCAAUUGGCGCCACGUAGCGAAAAGGAGAAACGACUGGCGCGCUGUUGUUAACUCGGCUAUAAUCGCGUAAGCGGUGUCUAAGCCAAUUAAGAAGAAGAAGAAACUAAAGACUAAAGCCCUCCAUUAAAAAACCUUAUCCUAUUUGUGUGACUGUCUUGUUCUUCUUUACUAGAUUAGACACCGCUUACGCGUUUAUAUAUUCAAUAUACUCGCAUUGCUGGAAAAAUAACCACAGACGAUAACUGAAAACAAGAGUCUAAUGUUUGAACUCAAUUUCUAUGUAAAUAUUCUCGAACGUGCCUUUCCCCGCAAAAUUAAAGGACCACGUGGUCCAAAUGAACUAUGACUCGAAUAGGCCUGGCUAUUACCACAUUUUAUGCUGCACUGGACUACGUCAAUAUUUGAGCAUUGUCUUUUUCUUGAUUGUUCGGCUAUUUGAUUCGACUCUGCCAAAUAUCAUUAAUAAAAUUUUACGUUUUCAUAUGCUCCGAGUGUUAAAAUAAUCAAAAUGCGAGAAGAGAAAAAGUUUCUAAACUUCGGCAGAAAUUUCCCAAACAUUUAUUGGUAAUUAAAUUACUGAAUUUUA
Molecule: messenger RNA, 3192 nt
Organism: Bactrocera neohumeralis
Lineage: Eukaryota; Metazoa; Arthropoda; Insecta; Diptera; Tephritidae
Exons: 3
Coding region: 478-1533 (351 amino acids)
Source: RefSeq, a predicted model, not a curated record